CAGAAUUUAAAUUGAAUAAAAAAAUAAAAGAAAUAUAAUUGGAGGGAGAAAAUAGCAAAAAAAUUAGUAUAUUCAGCUGCUCAACCAACGCAUUUAACACCAGCUUCUCAACUUUCUGUUUUUAAUUGUUUCUCAUAUAUUCAAUAAUCAGAAUAUUAGUUCCCUCACUUCCACCACCAUUGCAUGACAACAAUCCCUAUUUCUGCUCUCAGGUUUCCCAACAAUAGAAAAUGAAGAUUUUUGCAGCUCAGGUCGAGGAUGGAAAGGAAGGAAAAGAUGGGAAUCCUUCCGUUGGUCCUGUUUAUCGCAGUUUAAUAUCCAGAAAUGAUUUUCCUCAACCAGAUCCUGAUAUGAAUACAGCGUGGGAUCUUUUCAGCACGUCUGUCAAAAAGUAUCCUGGAAAUAAAAUGCUUGGUUGGCGUAAAUUUGUAGAUGGGAAGGUGGGGCCUUAUGUGUGGAAAACUUACAAGGAAGUGUAUGAAGAAGUUUUGCAAGUUGGUUCAGCGUUGCGAGCAUCUGGUGCUAAACCUGGCUGCCGAGUUGGAAUUUAUGGAUCAAACUGUCCUCAAUGGCUUGUAGCCAUGGAGGCUUGCGGCUCCCAAAGCUUGGUUUGCGUGCCUCUCUAUGAUACACUUGGUCCUGGUGCAGUUAAUUUUAUUAUAGAACAUGCAGAGGUUGAUUUCGUUUUUAUCCAAGAUAAAAAAGUGAAAGAAUUGUUGAAUCCAGAUUGCCCAUGUGCUUCACAGCUUAAAGCCAUUGUUUGCUUCACUUCAUUUACAGAGGAAGAAAAGGACAAGGCACUCCAAAUACAGAUAAAACCAUACUCUUGGGAAGAGUUUCAACACUUGGGCAAAGAGAAUCCGUCAGAAAUAGUGCCGCCUCAGCCUUUUAACAUUUGUACAAUAAUGUAUACAAGUGGCACCAGUGGAGAUCCCAAAGGUGUUGUGUUAACACAUGAAACAAUAGCCCUUUUUGUAAGAGGCAUGGAUCUAUUUAUGGAUCAAUUUGAAGACAAGAUGACACCUGAUGAUGUGUAUCUAUCUUUCCUGCCCCUUGCUCAUAUACUUGACCGCAUGAUUGAGGAAUACUUCUUGUCGAAAGGUGCUUCUGUUGGCUACUAUCAUGGGGAUUUGAAUGCAUUGAGAGAUGACCUGACGGAGUUGAAGCCAACAUUUUUAGCUGGUGUACCUCGGGUCUUCGAAAAAAUACAUGAAGGUAUAAAGAAGGCAUUAGAUGAACUGAAUCCUGUUAGGCGGAAAAUUUUUGAUGUUCUAUAUAAAUACAAACUUUCUUGGAUGAAUAAAGGUUAUAAACAGAAGUACGCUUCACUGUUGGCAGAUUUGUUAGCCUUCAGGAAGGUCAAAGCUAAGUUGGGUGGUCGUCUUCGAUUAAUUGUAUCUGGAGGUGCACCCUUAAGUGUUGAAGUGGAAGAAUUCUUGCGGGUUACUGCUUGUGCUUUCGUGCUCCAAGGCUAUGGGUUGACGGAGACCUGUGGACCAGUCACCAUUAGCUUUCCAGACGAAAUGUGUAUGUUGGGUGCUGUUGGGUCACCAAACACGUACAUGGAGUUGCGCCUGGAGGAGGUUCCAGAGAUGGGCUACAAUCCACUUGAUAAUCCUUCUCGUGGUGAGAUAUGUGUAAGAGGGAAGACUUUGUUUGCUGAGUACUACAAGAAUCCUGAAUUGACAAGAGAAUCCAUGAAAGACGGGUGGUUUCACACGGGGGACAUCGGGGAGAUUCUUCCAAAUGGUGUUUUGAAGAUUAUUGAUAGGAGGAAAAAUCUUAUAAAGCUUUCCCAAGGAGAAUAUGUAGCAAUUGAGUACUUGGAAAAUGUUUACGGGAUCACUCCAAUUGUUGAAGAUAUAUGGGUGUAUGGAAACAGCUUCAAGUCGAUGCUAAUUGCAGUAGUUGUAAUCCAUGAAGAAAACGCUAAACAGUGGGCAUACGUAAAUGGUCACACGGGUUCAUUUCCUGAACUUUGUUCACUUGACCAGUUGAAGGAGUAUGUCCUUGCAGAACUAAAAUCUACCGCUGAGAGAAACAAGCUGAGAGGUUUUGAGUACGUUAAAGGAGUGAUUUUGGAUUCUCGCCCCUUUGACAUGGAGAGAGAUUUAGUGACUGCAACACUGAAGAAGAAAAGAAACAAAUUGCUCAACUAUUAUCAGGUGGAAAUUGAUGAACUUUACAAAAAAUUGGCUGUAAGAAGAGCAUAAUCAUUACUCAGUCAUCUUCAGUCUUCAUUGUUCAUUUCUGUUGCUAUACCUGUUUGAUUUGCGAGCAGAAGUUUUUCUUUGGUUAAAAAAAUGAAUAAAUAAACAACUAUAGCUGUUAGCAGUAGAAGAGAGCAAUGCAGCAAGCCAAUAAGCCUUCCAACUAUGAGCACAAAAGCUUCAAUUUCCAAAUGGUAAUAUUUAAGAAUAAACAGCAAGAUCCUUGUAGCUCUCUUAUUGCUGCAAGCUCUACAUAAUGUUGUGCUCAUAUUCAUGCUUAAUCUUUGUAAAGUCUUGUCCUCUUAUAUCUGAUUAUGAAGAAGGGAAAGGACAAAGUUGGUCAA
This is a messenger RNA of Hevea brasiliensis (rubber tree), 2554 nucleotides long. Its product is annotated as long chain acyl-CoA synthetase 1. The transcript has 21 exons. Gene Ontology annotation, molecular function: long-chain fatty acid-CoA ligase activity. Lineage: Eukaryota; Viridiplantae; Streptophyta; Magnoliopsida; Malpighiales; Euphorbiaceae. Gene Ontology annotation, biological process: cutin biosynthetic process; fatty acid metabolic process; wax biosynthetic process. Bases 231 to 2213 code for a protein of 660 amino acids. The record is from RefSeq and is a predicted model, not a curated record. Gene Ontology annotation, cellular component: membrane; endoplasmic reticulum.